GUGUUGUGUCGAAACGGCCCACAGUCGUUACGGAAGCGUGACAGUGAAACUUCUCCAAGCUCAAGUGUGUGCAGUCGGUUAAGAUAUUAGAAAACACUUGAUUCAACGAACCGAUGGCAUCUUCCCCUGCCUGUACAAUCUCGUUCGAUGACAAUUUUCACGGUGUAUUCUUUGCCGGCCAGAAGUUUACUGGCACGGUCGAUAUCGAUCUUCCUAAAACAAAGAAAGUGAAAGGAAUUUCAUUAAAAGUUACCGGACUAGCCAGUGUCCUGUGGACAGAAACCUACGGCACAGGCACAACGAUGGUAUUCCAGGGACGGGAAGAUUUUCUCAACCAUACAGUGGUCUUUGUACACUCCGAAACGGAUGAACCGAUAGUAAUGGAGCCGGGACGUCAGGUUUACAAGUUUGCUCUGCAGCUGCCAAACACGCUGCCCACAUCCUUCGAAGGUGAUUACGGUUACAUCCGCUAUACGGCUCGGGUCAUCUUCGAGCGGCCGUGGAAAUUCGAUCUCACCUAUAAAAUUGCGUUCACCGUCGUGCACCAGCUUAACCUCAACACCAUCUCGCCCCCAUUGAACGUACCUGUCGUGCAAGAGCACAUCAAGCACUUUUACUGUGGUCCAUGCCGGUCCGAGCCACUCACUAUCACCGUGAAGCUGCCGAUGACGGGAUACGUCCCGGGACAGUUUAUUCUCGUCACGGUGGACAUUUCGAACGGAAGCAAUAAGUGUAUUGCUGAAGUGAAGCUCAAGCUUCGCCGACAGGUACGAUACAGUAGCAAAACGCCCUACCAGCAGAAACGAACGGUCUACAACACGCUGGCCAAGUUUCAAUGCAGUGGUGUCGAUGCCAAGGGAUCGGCCGGAUACGAAAGACGGUUUCUAGUACCCUCGGAACCUCCGACGCGCAGCGACACUAUCAUUCGGCUCGAGUACUUUGUGGAGGUGACAGCCAAGGUGCUGGGGAUGGCCUACAGUCCCGAGGUGCAAAUUCCUGUGAUGAUCGGUACCGUGCCACUAAUGAACCUCAACCAACGACAACAGAGGGCGUCCAUUGUUGAGGCCCACAUGACGACUGCAUCGACCUUAACUCGAAAAAAUUUUCACGGUAGUGUGCCAUCGCUCAUCAUUCCUCACACAUUUGAAAAAUCUGCUGGGCGAGCCGAUGUCAACAUUCAGGAUGAUGACGAGGCCCCGACGCUGGGCGCAGUUCCCUUUACACCGCGCUAUCCAAUGUUCCAUUUCGACGUAGAUGAUAAACCUGUUACGCACAGUGGAGCACACCCUGCGCAUCACGUACAGACGGCACUGAGCUACAAACACGAAAAACUGCCACCAAAAAAACCGACAACGAUGGACAGAUAGCUGGAUUAAUACUGAUAAGCUGACCGAUUGCCGAGAGACACUGUGCCAAUUCCGUAUGUAAGAGACUUCUAUUUACCUAAAACAAACAUCAGCACCCAAUGAUACUAUCUUCAAUGUGAUGUAUGUUAAGAGAUUCUUGAUCGUAAAGCAGCUACUGGGUAAGGGGUUUAUUUAGCACGUGUUAGAUAAGCUAUGAUAUGCUAUAAUAAGAUUCAUUAAUCAAUUUAAGAAUAGAUACUUGACAGCUUGUAUUACGUACUUGGCAGCUUGUAUUACGUACUUGACAACUUGUGGACGACUGCGGUCAAGGAAAGGCAACAUAACAGGUCAACAGCGCACUCAAUCUUUCUUCCUACUUGAUUAUUCGAGAAUGACUUUUUUAGUGUAAAAACAUAGCGAAAACUUCACAUAAAGCAAUAAAUAAUACCAAAAACACGUUGUUAGCAC
Molecule: messenger RNA, 1814 nt
Organism: Anopheles stephensi (Asian malaria mosquito)
Lineage: Eukaryota; Metazoa; Arthropoda; Insecta; Diptera; Culicidae
Product: arrestin domain-containing protein 3-like
Exons: 4
Coding region: 114-1367 (417 amino acids)
Biological process (GO): protein transport
Cellular component (GO): cytoplasm
Source: RefSeq, a predicted model, not a curated record